Molecule: messenger RNA, 2421 nt
Organism: Colletotrichum paranaense
Lineage: Eukaryota; Fungi; Ascomycota; Sordariomycetes; Glomerellales; Glomerellaceae
Product: calcium-translocating P-type ATPase
Exons: 3
Coding region: 1-2421 (806 amino acids)
Biological process (GO): intracellular calcium ion homeostasis
Cellular component (GO): intracellular membrane-bounded organelle; plasma membrane
Molecular function (GO): P-type calcium transporter activity
Source: RefSeq, a predicted model, not a curated record
AUGUCCCCGCUGGAGGACAGCUUCGGCCAUACGCCAAAAGUCCACCUUCUCCCAGACAAGCUCGAGGGCUUCACUGGUAUCCAGAGUCACGAACCAGGCAGUCUCGACAUCACUAGUCCCCAGCGUAUCGUCGACGGAUGCGAUGAUUCUUCUGCCGACUGUGAGAGGAUCUUCGAAUAUAACGAAGAAGGCCCCUACAAGCAGCCAUCACUCCAUGACGUGGAACAGUUUCCAUUAUGGACCAUGAUCAUUCGCACAUCUCCCCUUGUCAGUGGCGUCUCGCCGAUACCCAUCAGCGUGUCGGGACCACAGUGUGAGAAUGGCAUUAGACAAACUGCUCCAUCACCGGGCGCCGUUGGCAAGCACGAAAACCCCAUGACACACCUCGAUCGCCUGCAACUAGAUUCUGAUGGGAGUGCUACCGCCGAGACCUUUCAGUACCAGUCUGCCCAUGAACCCCCUACCUGUGCCCAAUCUCGGGUCCCAUUCAAGGCGGAAGACAACCCAUUCUUCUAUUCGCCAGGCCAGCUCAACAAAAUGUUCAACCCAAAGAGCCUGACGGCCUUCUAUGCUCUCGGCGGAUUCCGAGGUAUUGCAAAGGGCCUCAAGACUGACUUGCGCUUUGGUCUCAGCGACGAAGAUGUCAACAUCCAGAGCCCUGUCGGCGUACAUGAAGCCUCUGGGAAAGCAAAAAGUAAUCUGGGGCAAGGCUACACCAACUCCGACGACUUGCAGUGUUGCAGGAGAGUAUUCGGGGAAACCAGACGGUUGCCGCCGGAAGAGAAACUGCCGUUGAAGUUUAUGCGGAUGGUGCCGAGCGAUAAGGCGCUGAUACCUGUCACAAUUAUUGCGGCAAUAACCUUCGGAAUCGCCCCCUACCUCUUGCAACCGUUUGCCGCGAGCACUGGAGGGACUCUGACGUUCGAAUGGGGCAAACAUGUCGCCAUCAUGGCCGCAGUGCUCAUCGUCAUGGCUAUCGGUGCCCUCGAAUGCCAGUUCCGCGAGUGGAGCCGCAAAAGGAAUGAUAGCGAGAUCAAAGUCAUCCGAUCUGGAAAGCACACACUGAUUCCAGUUUACGACAUACUUGUCGGCGACGUUCUUACAUUGGAGCCUUACGAUCUGGUCCCGGUUGACGGGAUCUUCAUCGAUGGAUACAACGUCAUAUGCGGCGAAUCCUGGGCUACCGGCAAGUCAGACUUUAUGAAGAAAAUACCGGGCAAGAUAUUGGGCAACCAUGGUGAAGACACAGCGAUGGCCUACCUCGACCACUCCAUCAUAUCAGGAAGCAGGGUCCUCCAAGGCACUUGCACAGUCCUCGUGACGGCUGUCGGCCAACGGUCAGAUAUUAGACGGAUCAUGAUGUCUGUGAGGGAUGAUGAGAGUGCCGACACGCGUGCCUUGGCCCGGUUCAUGUUCAUGGCUAGCCAGCUAAGUAACUCCCUCUGUAUCACCCUCGCCCUCGAUACCAACCUUCUGCCUGAGAUCUCGAGAAGGAUCAACUGCUGUGUUGUCAGCUUGCUCUUUGUCUCAGUUCUCAAUCUCGUCCGUUUCUGCAUCGAUAUGUUUCAAUCUGAGACUAUCUUUGACACGGAUGCUGUUAAACCGUCAUUCUUCCUCCUACACACCAACACCAACUGUGAUACGAGCUUCAGGUUGGACCAGUCUCUCGCCACAAAUUUCCCGGAAGGGGCCAUCACUGAGUCAGAUACAUUGUCGAUACUGGCGGACUCCAUGCGGCACGGCCCCGCUUCUAUGGGUACGGAAUGGACUGGUAUUGGCUCAAAACCAACAAAUUCGAGUCCGGCCAGGCAACAUCGAAGUCGUUCUUCUUUCAAACCAAGGCUCGCCGUAGGAAUAUUCCUCGCAUGUUAUGGUUUGCCGUUAACGGCCGCCGCUGUCAGAGUUGCUCGGGGCCUGCGCAUCGCCUCAGGGUUCACAUCCACCGUUUCAGGGGUCACCGUAAUCCCUCUUCGCACUUCAGAGGGCUUUCCAGUCUGGUCAUGGGAACUGACGUACGGUGUUUGGGCCACCGCUUUCUCGGUAUACCUCUGGCAGCAAACUCGGCGCAUCCCGCGCAACGCCAACCACCGGAGGCAACUCUACUUGUUCUGCGUUAUUAUGGCGGCCGGGCACUUCACUACGGCUAUGUCUCAGGCUUCAGGGGCGCCCCCCUUACCAGACACCUUUACCUUGUACGGCCCGAUCGUCCUGACAUUCUGUGCCUAUUCCUUUUUCCUAGUCUAUGAAGCCGUCUUCCAUGAAGUCCCAAAGGGCGCCGAACCUUUUGAUAGAGAAGCUUCUCCAACUCCUGACGGCAACAGCGUGGCCACCGUUACCUUAGGCAGACAGCCCGACCAGACGGCCCUCGCUAUCAGUGUCGCCGCUAUGGUUGGGGUUCCUCCAGAGGUAGCAUCGUCCUAA